UCCAGAAGUUCUUGUUCGUUGGACAGCGUGGUGCUUACUCUUACAGAGCUUCUCAAAGAUAUUUUUGUUUAUACAGUUUCGAAUCUCAUCUCUUUGCCAUGGAUUUGAACUGCAAAGUUUUGAAGUUUAUGAUGAUGAAAACUCCAGCCGAUUCCAUUCCUCCGUUGAAAAUCGCCGGCGAUCAAAACAACGUCGUUUCACCGGUUAUCGAUGGAAACAAAGUGAAAAUUCAGGUUCCUGUUCCGAGGAAAAUUGUUGGCGGCGAGGACGAUGUUGUAGAUAAGAAGAAAUUGAAAAUUGAGGUUCCUAUUCCGAGGGAAUUGUUAUUUCCAUCGGCUGAAACGGCAUCCUGUUAUGAUCAUGCGCAGUUAUUGGUUCAGAACUACGGGAAUUUCAAAAAGAGUGGGGNAGUGGGAAGCCGGUGAGGUUUAUGUUCUAUAAGGAUGGAUCGUGGGUGAAUUUCGAGAAAAACGUGAUGGAUGUGAUGGUAUCAGGUUUCGUGAGUGGCAAGCCUAUGAUUGAUGUGGAAAUGGAAGGGUUAAAAUGUCUUUUUGAUUUUUAUCGCAUGUUAGAGAUUGACUUGGACACUGGGAAAGAGCGCUCUAUUUCUUGGAUUGAUGUUAAUGGUAAGUGCUUUUUCCCUAAAGUCUUCAUUGAUUCCAGUGAGAAUUCAGAUGAUAAAAAUCAUGAAAUUAAAGCUUCGAAUGUUAAUGAAAAUUUUUCCUCUGAGAAUCCUAAGAUUGAAAUUGAGAUAAGAAUCUCAGAUGACAACUCAGAUAAAGAAGUUAACAAUUCAGGAGAAGAGUUAAAGUUAGGAAAGAGAAAGAGGGGAAGCGAGGAAAAUGAAGUGGAGGAGAAGGGAGAACGGAGUUCGUCUAAUGCGAAAGAGCGGCGUGUUAUUGCUGCUACUGAAUUGCAUUCACCAAGGUGGCCAAAGGCAAGGUCAUUGAGGGAAGAGGAGAAAGGCUAUCAGAUGGUAAAGGGUUUACUGUUGUCGGGUUUGAGGACUGUAGAUCCUGGUGUUACAGUCACUUCGAUUCAUCAGUGUGUUAGAACUGGUCCAUUGGAAAAGGCUCGUCUCGAGGUUUUCCAAACGAAUAUGGAGAUCAUAAAGAGAACUAGAGGGGGGAACCUUAAUGUUGUAUAUGCUUGGUACGGGACAUCAGCCAAGAACGUGGAGAUCAUUCUGCGUCAUGGCUUUGGAAUGCCUAGCGUGGUACAUGGUUCUAAUGCUCAUGGCGUUGGUGUGUACUUGUCGCCCUUGCGCCAACCUCAAAAUAGUGCAAUUAUGUCUGAGGUAGAUGAAUAUGGUGAAAAGCAUAUUGUUCUGUGUCGAGUUAUAUUGGGAAAGCUCGAAAAGGUUGAGUUAGGAUCUCAACAAAGGUAUCCUUCUAGUGUGGAUUUUGAUACUGGGGUUGAUGAUUUGACAAACCCGAAGUGGUAUGUGGUGUGGUCUGCAAAUAUGAACACUCACAUUCUUCCCGAAUGCGUAGUUAGCUACAAAUAUGGACGUCAUAUGUCAGGUCAAGCAAAUUGUGCUUCAUCCAUGAAGUGGGCUCCUCAUGCUUCAAAUGCAAUGGGUACAUUAAUAUCCAAGCUAAGUACUUUGCUUCCACCUCCGAAAGUGCAGGAGUUGCAAAGUUUGUAUGGCUCCUACCGGGAAGGAAAAUUAGGGAAAGAAGUUUUCAUGAGACAGUUACGAUCUGUUGUUGGAGAUGAGAUGUUGCGUUCGACUAUUCUGGAAAUUCGUGGCUGAGAUGAGGUUCUUUUAGUGCUUAAUUUUUGUCGUGAGAAUAUGGGAUGUGUUCUCAUUGAUAAUUCCGUUUUUAUACAACCAAAGUGUAAUGUUACCUUUUACAAAGGGAAGCCUCAUUAGUAGGAAGCAGGAUACACCUUAGGUUAUAUUCUUACAUUAUGUUUUUGUUGUACCUUUUGGAAAGGUUGUUGUGGUGAUGUUAGUAAAGAGCUUGGACGGUUUUGUCUUUCAGUGGAUGUAGAAUCCAGUUCAAAUGACAACGUUUUUUUUUCUCCCAUAACCGGGUUCUGUCUCUAUGUUUGCAUGUGAAAUAUUGUUUGGGAAUUGUGCA
Molecule: messenger RNA, 2087 nt
Organism: Nicotiana tabacum (common tobacco)
Lineage: Eukaryota; Viridiplantae; Streptophyta; Magnoliopsida; Solanales; Solanaceae
Product: inactive poly [ADP-ribose] polymerase RCD1
Molecular function (GO): NAD+ poly-ADP-ribosyltransferase activity
Source: RefSeq, a predicted model, not a curated record